CUGGGCACAGAAAAGUGCCCCUUUGCCUCGCAGGUGAAAGAUUGUUGUAGGAAGCAUUAGGGAAACGAAACUACACUGUCAUACAAAGGCAAAACGCAGUAACUAUUUUAAUCAAACGUAGUUAUUGAAAUGACAUCUGUUUUGUUGAGAAUUUAACUAAAAACAAAAAGUAUGAAAAUGUAAACUUUAGGUCUUUGUGGAUAACCUUUCGAAAGAACAGGGUGGAAAACCCGCGAUCCUGCUUGUUACGUGACUUGGUCUAUUGAUCUACAAUGCCCAGCACCAGCACCGGGAGCCCCAGACCCACGUCAGAGCCAGAGGUCCAGGACAGCCUCUUGGGCCCUGCAGGACCAAAUCAUCACCUUUCCCAGGGCAGGAACACAAGCCUGGAAUUGUUUUAUGAGGAGCGAUGCCUUGACCCAGAGUUGAAGUCCUGUGAGCUCCAGAGGCCAAAGGGGAACCCACACAAGGCCCGCUCCAGGGACACGCAGGGCAGGGAGGCUGAGGAGAAGGUUGGGUUCAUCCCCAGCUCAGCAGACUCCUCUCCAGGGGGUCAGGGCUGUGGGUCGUGUGGUGGUCCCUGUGCAUCCCCAGGCAGCUGUAGGAGCUGUUUGUGCAGUGUGCUGACGUGUGGCCUCUACAGGGUGUUUUGGACCACCGUCCUGGCACCCUGUUUGACCCCCAAUCCCAGAGGGAGUUUGCCAGAAGACAGCCAGGGCAAGCUCCACCUCCAGAGUCUCCAGGGCCACCCUGGGACCAGUGACACUCAAACCAGGAAGGAGAGUGAAGGCAGAGGCUCCGAUUGGUCGGAGGACGUGUACAUCAAAGGGGUUAAAGUAGACAUUCCCAGAAUGGAGGAGGAGGAGUUUGUCUCUCCCAGACCUCGAUUGCACCAUGGUUCCGAAGGAGGGGGGUGGUACAGCCGCCCAUCCUACUCCUGGGAUGAAGAGGAUCUGGCCAAUAUGAACGUUGGGGACGUGGACUCGCUGAUCACGCAGAAGCUGCUGGAGCUGUACACUGAGUACCAGAUCGAAGAGUUGGCUCGCUGCACCUCGGAUUCGGUUUUCCUGAACAGGACCAGUAGGAUCAGCCAGCUGAUCAGUAACCUGGCUGAAGAACACCAGCUGGAUGAGCAGGACGCCGAGUGUCGACUGGUGAAGGGCAUCAUCAGAAUCAGCACUAGGGCGAGUAAGAAGAGACCUUUACAUAAGAGGUCACACAGGAGACAGUCCGACAGUGGUAACGAAACCAUGAGCAACUACCAAACAUCUACCAUCAGCAAUAACAAUGACUAUAACAUCCAGAUAUCCAAGGAAACAGAUUCCGAUAUGAAUGCUAGAAAUAUGAGGAUGAACAGUGAAGCUGGUAAGAAAUUCGACUCAAUCCCUUUUGACUCAGCCCUAAAUACUGAAGAAAGUUCUGAGCAUCAGAUCUCUGUGUGUGGGAUCCCUCUGCACAGGACAUCAGUCAGAACAUGAUGAACAUUCUUCAACACUGCUGAUGCCAUGGAUCUAGUUAGCAGUAAAGUGAAGAGGUUGGAACCAAUAUAAAUAUAUAUAUAUAUGUCUUCUAUUUAAUUCAAUGUUUGGACCUUGAAGGAACCAGGUAAUUGCACUCAGUUCAAAUAAGUUAGUAAGUAGUAUUACACAUGAAUGAACUGCUCCAAAGACCACACUAUAUGAUUCUUUAUAGAGCCAUCCUAUUAGCCUUGUCAUUCUGUUUUUGAAGGAUUAUAAUGUACUUAUGGUAGUGAAUGUUUGAUUCCAUGCUUGAGGGUACAAAAAGUUUUACAUUGAAAAAUGUGUAAUUGCUGUCGAUACAAAUAUCCCUGUGAGCCUCCCCCAGACCCAUGUUUUACAGGUUUAAAACUAAAUCUUUUUAGUAUAUGACAUACCUGCAUUACUCCUUCUAAACAGAUUGCUCUGAUCCCUUAGCUGUAAAAUGUUUUAUCUGUGCUUGUUAGUCGUAUAAAAAAAGUUACAUAUUUUAGAAUCCCUGGUUUAGACUUACCGGACUCUUCCAGAAGCUGCUGACAUUUUGAUGCGCAUCUCCCUAAAUUCCAGAAGCUUCCGAUAUUGUGAUGCACCUUUGAAUAUCAGGUAGGUGUGUGUUGGUAUGAACGUUGACUCUCAAUGCUGCAGGAUCUGUUUCAGCAUUAUCAGUUAGACUACAACACUUUGACACAAGGUCCUGUGGAGUAAAUGUGUACAGUGGCUUGACCCAAGAAACAGACACCUGCAUGUGAUUGCUCCACGCUUUCGUUGUGCAAAGUUUCAACCGUAAUCUUCACCUUCGUAGGGUUUAACCCACGUGAAUAAAGCAUGGUACUUUGGACAGAAAGAACCAUCUUGGAAUGAAUGUUAUAGGCCGAAACCACUCGUUAUGGAUGAAGAAAGAACACACCUCAAAGGCAAUAGAUGUUAGAAUUAUUGCCUGUUAUUGUUCUUAACUGUGAAAUACGAUUCUGGAUGUAGAUUUUUAUGCGAUGGAAGCAUUUUUAUUCUAACAUACCUUUAAUGGUUAUAUGUUGGCAAUCCUUUCAAAUAUGUGUCUUGGGUUAUUCUGUAAUAUGUUGUCAUUGUAUACUCCAAUGAGUACAUUCUUGAAGAGAUCCAGUGAAAUGUCUGUAAUUCUGUAAUGUAUGUAAAACUAUAAACAAGGAUAAACAAAUUGUUUUGUGAAGGAGCAGAGUUGCUCUCUGUAGCAAAUUCAAAAAGGUGCAAAGUCUAAAUUGAAGUAGCCCCACAACUAAUUGUUGUCCAGGCCGAUAUGUUUAAAGCAUGGGACUAGGUCACCAUUCAUUAAUUAACCAGGGGAAGUGUCAGUGCAGUAGGUUUUGUGUUGUUGAUAUCAAGCCCUUUGAAUGUCUGUGUUUUUAUUCUGUGUAAAUAGCCUUUUUCUCUCGCAAGUCAGUCACACCACCUACCCUUCAGUCUCUCAAUAGCUCCAUUCUGUGGAGUUUAUGGAUCAGAAUUAGCUGAUGAUUUUAAUGUGAAGUGCGAUGUUCAGAUUGUUGCGGUUGAAAUUAAGACAUCUGUCAGUCUUUUACUCCGACACUGGAUGGCAAUCGUCUGUAUUCUACUCAAUACAGUUUUAUUGGAAUGUUCUGUAAUCUAAUGUUUUGCACCAUAUAACCCCACAUUUGUGCUUGAAGCUACAGAGACAGUUUACAUACACAUUGACAGGGCAUUCCUUUGUGCACCCGUGGCAGAUUUCUUUAAACAAUUAUAUUAAUUUUACCUAUUGGAUAGGAUUACUUUCAUAGAAAUAGAAUGGAUUAAUAAUGAACUUGAUGUAAUUUAGUUUUUAUGCAUUUAAUACUAUAGCUGGAUAAUAAACUUUUGGGGACAGACGUAAUAGGUGGUAUUGUCAAAGUAAUACAGCCCCACAGUACAACAAGGUGUAGAUUUUAAGUUGUUAAUGUAAAAAAGGUUAUGGUUUCAGUUUAUUUUGGUAAUACACAGGAUUGAAAUAUUGAUAAGUGUGAAAUUUUUUACAUGUAAUUAUUGAUACAUUGUUUAGCUAGUGUUAAUUACACCUACCCUAACUGCAUUAGCUUGAGUUUGAAAUGCCCAAUACCAGAUCAUGCUACUCAACUCAUCUUUGUAGUUACAGAGCCAGCAUGAGCCAGUAUAGAAUCCAGUGUUUAUGGCACAUACUGUACUUCAUCAGCAUGAAAUGUUUGCUAACAGAUUCCUUUCCAACUAUGAAAAAUAGACACAAAGACUAAAUAAUACUGAAUAACAGUAUAUCUUAAAAAGACAAUAGCUGACUUUAUAGUUAUUACAUUACAGAUAUAUUGUUGGAUGUAUGCCAAAGUAAUUGUAAAUGUGUGGAUUAAAGCCAGAAAAACA
Messenger RNA from Esox lucius (northern pike), 3854 nucleotides. RefSeq names its product keratinocyte differentiation factor 1b (gene kdf1b). Lineage: Eukaryota; Metazoa; Chordata; Actinopteri; Esociformes; Esocidae. Gene Ontology annotation, biological process: regulation of epidermal cell division; keratinocyte development. The record is from RefSeq and is a predicted model, not a curated record. Gene Ontology annotation, cellular component: cell junction. The transcript has 5 exons. The coding region runs from base 273 to 1478 and encodes 401 amino acids.